Molecule: messenger RNA, 630 nt
Organism: Microthlaspi erraticum
Lineage: Eukaryota; Viridiplantae; Streptophyta; Magnoliopsida; Brassicales; Brassicaceae
Source: the annotation of a GenBank genome assembly
AUGCUGCGUGAAAGAGAUUUUUUGUUACAGGGGAUCAAAGAUAACUUGCUUAAGGCUCAUGAACGAAUGAAGAACAAUGCUGAUAAGCAUCGAAGAGAAUUGGAAUUUGUGCAAGGUGAUAAGGUUUUCUUGAAGUUGAGACCUUACAUGCAACAAUCUGUGGCCAAGCGUUUAUAUCAGAAGUUGGUCGUGGGUUAUUAUGGUCCUUUUGAGGUCUUGGAGAAGAUUGGCGCAGUGGCUUACAGACUUAAGCUUCCCGCAGAGUCAAAGAUACACCAUGUGUUUCAUGUAUCUCAAUUUAAACCGGUGUUAGGGGGAAACCAUUUGGUAUCGACUCUUCCCCAAUCGUUCUCGGUACAGAAUGAGCUUAUUAUUGAACCGGAGGAAGUGUUGGAUACGCGUUAUGAUUCUGCUGGUCAUUUGGAGGCUUUGGUAUCGUGGACUGGCUUGCCCGAACAGAGAUGUUGGGAGCGUAUAUACGUAAGAAGAAGAAAGCUGAGCUGGACAGUAUUGAAUCAAUCGGAAGCGAAGUUGAGAUUAAUGAAAGCUGAGCUGGACGGAGUGAAGAAAGAGGGAAGCUCGUUUAUAUACUUGUUCAGUUUUACAGUUGAGAGUUUUAUCCAGAAAUAG